Messenger RNA from Liolophura sinensis, 4445 nucleotides. Its product is annotated as UDP-glucuronosyltransferase 2C1-like. Lineage: Eukaryota; Metazoa; Mollusca; Polyplacophora; Chitonida; Chitonidae. The record is from RefSeq and is a predicted model, not a curated record. The transcript is spliced from 2 exons. The coding region runs from base 115 to 1677 and encodes 520 amino acids. Gene Ontology annotation, molecular function: UDP-glycosyltransferase activity.
AGGAUUUCUGACAUGUAGUCGUACUCACAGGGCCCGUUUCACACUGGCCUAGCUGACAGGGUGAGAAGCGAGUCCCCACAGUGCCUAUACUCAGAGGUUUUACGCUGAAGGAAAAUGAGCCGAUUUACGAGCAUCGCUUUCCAACCAAGUGUCCUCUUUCUUCUGAUGCCAUUGGCAGUGCACUCCGCCAAAAUUUUACUCUUAUCUGCUCCCAUAUACAGCCAUUGUUUGGAGGUGAGCUCAGUGGGACAGGAGCUUGCUAACAGAGGACACAACGUUUCUAUGUUGUUAGGAUCGAAUUUCAACCACAAAAAUUGCUUCCGGAAAAACAGUGAUGGCAACAAAAUAAUCCACCCAAUCAUUAUCAAAAGCAAGCCUAAUUUAAAGACGAUAGAACAGGCAUCGUUGGACAUGUCAACACUAAUGGAAAACGAGGAAUUCAACAUUUUCAAGCAUCUGGGUAAAGCAGAUGAGUUUACGAGUUUGUUGUGUCAGAACCUCUUGUGGAAUAAAGAAGGUAUAAACAGUUUGAAGAAAGAAAAGUUCGACUUAGCAAUCGUCGAUGGGUUUUUCCUCAGUUAUUGUAUAUACCUCAUUCCUCAUGUUCUGGAUUUACCACACGUUUCCGUCAGCACGACUUUUGAUGACUGGAUAGUAGCCCGUCCUACUCUACCAAGCAUUGUGCCUGGGCCGGUGUCAAAGUUUACUAGCGACAUGUCCUUCUGGGAGCGACUGGCAAACGCCUUCACCUACCUUAUUUUCCAUCUGCUAAGCAGAUACGUCAUGCCGCUAGAGAUCAUCAAUGAGUUUGCUCCGGGGAUAUCUUCACAAGAUGUCCUUCAUAUGGCAGCCAGUUCUCGGCUGUACCUGUAUAACUAUGACACCGUUCUGGGCUACCCUGUUCCCACCAUGCCUAACCAUGUCCUCGUCGGUGGUUUGGCAACGGCCCCGGCAAAACCUCUAGACAAAGAAUUCUCUAAGAUUUACAAUCAAUCAAAAAGCGACAUUGUCCUGGUCACUUUUGGUUCGUCUUUUGGUCUUCUUCCAGAAAAAGUCGAAAACAAUUUGGUCCAGGCUUUAAAAAGGCUGAAAAUUACAGUUGUGUGGAAAUACCUGAAGAGUGGGGAAGAUGGAAACAUUAAGAAAGUUUCGUGGUUGCCUCAGAAUGAUUUACUUGGAAAUUCUAAAACCAAGUUGUUCAUCAGUCACUGUGGGAACAAUGGUCUCUUUGAGGCUCUCUACCACGGUGUACCGAUUCUCUGCACGCCCCUUUUUGGUGAUCAAUUUACAAACGCAAUGAGGGUUCAGCACUGGAAGGUAGGCCGAUAUACAAAUCUCAUCAUGUCUACAGAAGACGAUUUAUUUGCCGCAAUUACUGACAUCAUGACAACUCCUAACUACAGAGAAAACAUGCGGAAAGCGUCGGCCAUUUUUCACAGCCGGCCAAUGAAUCCUCGUCAGCGAGCGGCAUUCUGGGUAGAGCACGUGCUGAAAUUCGGUGGGGGAUAUCUGAGAUCACGUGGUUCAGAUUUAUGCGUUCUGUCGUACCUUGGAUACGACUGUCUCAUUUUCGUGUUGUUUGUGCUUUUCCUUGUUCUGUGUGCUCUUUAUAAAUCAGUGGUUUGCUGUUGUCACUGCUGUGUGAAAGCGAAACAAGAUAAAAUCAAAACGAGUUAAAUUGUGACCACUAUCCAUCUAAAUACAGCCUUCAACAAGGUGAUCUCCGCAUUUUUCCUCAUUUGAUGCACGUUUCACAGGGAGAACUUUAAUCCCGUUAAUGUGGUCGUGCGGCAAUGAUGUUAAAAGUGUUCAUUAAUUUCCCAAACAUGUACUGACAUUCAUUUCUUCAUAUUGGAGAUUUAUCCUCUUUCCCAAGCAUGAUAUUUCCACAACUCCCAGAAAAGAGGGCAUUAUAAUUACUCAUGUGUUAUGUAAUCAUGUCAGCACAGUUUAAAAACAAAACUUUUGUUACCUCAAAGUCCACUGAAGCCGCUGUUUGUAAUCAAGUUUGAUGUCAUAAUAAAAUUAGUUAUACGGAAAAGGGACCGCUCGUGUUAAUUGGGAUAAAGAGGUGAUAAAUUCAGUGCAAAAUUUAGCUCGCUUCUCACAGUUCCACAACGCCUAUGUGCGUCACCCUCCUUAACUCAUUGUGUUUCUAUCUGGAGUGUCAUUUGAGGUAUAGCGGUGAUUUUAUACGGCGUGUUGUAUUGUUAAUGUGUACAAUAUCCUGUGCAGUGUUGUAUUGUAACUGUGUGAGGUGUCAUGAGAGGUGUGAUACUGUAACUGUGUGAAGUAACAUGUGAGGUGAUGUUCUGUAGCUGUGUAAAGUGUCCUGUGUGGUGGUAUACUGUAACAAUGUGGAGUGUCCUUUGGGAUGUUAUGCUGUAGCUGUGAAAAAUAUUAUGUGGGGUGUUAUACUGAAACUGUGGCGGAGUGUCCUUUAUGGUGUUACACUGUAAGUGUGUGGAGGGCCAUGUGAUGUGAUAUACUGUAUGUGUGUGGAGUGUUGUAUCUGGGUGUGGUGUCAUGUGGAUUGUUAUGCAGUAACUCUGUGGAGUGUCCUUUAUGGUGUUAUACUGUAAGUGUGUAGAGUGCCCUUGAUGAUAUUGUAUCUGUGUGGUGGGUCAUGUGGAGUGUUAUACUCUAACUGUAUAGAGUGUACUUUACGGUGUUAUACUGUAACUGGGUGAAGUGUCCUUUCCGAUGUUAUACUGUAAGUGUGUGGAGUGUCCUUUAUGACGAUGUAUCUGUGUGGUGGGUAAUGUGGAGUGUUAUACUGUAACUGUGUGGAGUUUGUUUAUGGUGUGAUAUACUGUACGUGUAUGGAGUGUCCUUUACGGCGUUAUACUGUAAAUGUGUGGUUGGUCAUGCGGAGUGUUAUACUGUAACCGUGUGAAAUGUCCUUCCUGGUGUUAUACUGCAAGUGUGUGGAGUGUGCUUUGUGAUGUUGCACUGUGAGGAGUAUCAUGUGGGGUGUUACUGUAACUCUGUAAAGUGUGGUGUUUAAUGUAUAAAGUAACUUUGUACAGUGUUUCUGUGGAUUAUGGGACUCACACAGUUCAGUGAGGUUUUAUACUGCGUUUGUGUCAUGAGGAACGUUUUACUGUAACCGUGUGAAGAGCUACAUCUAUGUGAGGUGGCAUGAAGUUAAUGGGUAAAGUGUUGUUGGAUGUCUUAUACGGUAAUUGUGGGAAGUGUCAUGUAGGGUGUUACACUUCAACUGUAUGGAAGAGUGUCCUUUAUGAUAUUGAAUUUGUGUUUAGCGAGUUGUAAUAUUCCAACCAUGCGCAGUGUCAAGGGCAGUGUUGUAUUGUGCUCUUUUAGGUUGUCAUAUGGGUUGUUUGGUGGUUUAUUGGUUUGAGCGUCCGCCACGAAAUCGGAAGAUCUGGGGUCAAACCCAGGUAAGGUCAUGCUUAAAACUUUAAAAAUGAUACUUGUUGCUGCCUCACUUGGCACUGAAUUGGUUUCUGAAAACAAUUUUCUAUCUGUUCUGUAUGUUCUGUACUGGGGAAUACGGAGACAGUUACAUGCAUUUCAUACCGUGAACUUAACUUACCGUGAAUUUACAUUAACUCUCUCAAUUAUGGGGCCUCCGUGGGCGAGGGGUUAGAACACUAACGCGGCGCAAUGGCCCAGGAGCUUCCCACCAAUGCCGUCGCUGUGAGUUCUCCAACCGUACAUGGGAAGGUCUGCCAGCAACCUGUGGAUGUCGUGGGUUCCCCACAGGGUUCUGCCCAUUGUCUUCCCACAAUAAUACUGGCCUCCGUGGUUUAAGUGUAUUCUUAUAUUAUUGAGUACGGCGUAAAACACCAAUCAAAACAAAAAGAAAAAAAUAGAUAAAUAAGUAUUGCAACUUUUACAUUAAGUAUGUGUUUUUAUGGAAACUAAAAAUGGUUAUACAUCCCAAAAGUGCCGUGUUAAGCGAAAGUAGAUAUAUAUUCUUACAAAUAAUAUUGCACCAUACACCUUCCACGUUGUGACGAAAAAAUUGUAACCAAUGGCUGUUGUGUUUGGUAAAACUUAAGAAACUCUGAAUAGUGACUAUUGAUGGUAAAGAUUGGAGUUCAAAGUUUCACUUACAUAUACUAUAUACAGGGUUUUCUGGGAAUAUUGCCAUUCAUAAAUGAAGUCCCUUUUGUUAUACGAUCAACGUGAGCGGAAUAUACAGAUUCAGGAAAUAUGUGUCAUCGGAGGAUUCACUGGUCUCCGUUAUGUCCAGUAAAUAAUGAUAUAAUUCCUUUACUGCAUCGAUUGUAUAGGAAUUAUGUACCGUCAGAAGGCAGUUUAUAAAGCUUUAGGUUAAUGGAAACUGUAUGGUUUUGUAAAGCUGAAUGAUUUUCAACAUAUAUAGUCUGCAUAUAGUCUUAUUCAUUUAUGAAUAAAUAUAUUUCUGCUAACAGGCCAGAGCCGUUAGUUAUUAAUCUAUAAAUAAAAUUCUAUAAAUC